This is a messenger RNA of Penicillium antarcticum, 180 nucleotides long. RefSeq lists its product as uncharacterized. NCBI's taxonomy places the organism in Eukaryota, Fungi, Ascomycota, Eurotiomycetes, Eurotiales, Aspergillaceae. The transcript has a single exon. The coding region runs from base 1 to 180 and encodes 59 amino acids. The record is from RefSeq and is a predicted model, not a curated record.
AUGUCACAUGCGCAGACGCUUCAGAUCACUGCGAGGCUAGGCAACUGUUCUCGAGCCGGUCGAUGGCUAUACGAGGCGGCCGAGAUGGCCGAAGCGAUCGGUAGCGAAUCGGAAGAAAACCCCAUUCUGCAACAGUUCAUCCUAACCGAUUUUCAUUGCAGCUAUGACAGGAGUGACUGA